AUGGCUCAAUCCAGCAACUACUGGGAACACAAUGUGCUACCAUUUGCCAUCUUAAUUUUGACAGUUGUAGCCACGCAGUGCAUCAUUGGUAUCAUUGCAAAUGGGAUCAUCAUGGCUGUGAAUGUGGUCUCUUGGGUUCAGAAAAAGGCAAUUUCCAUAAAUACUAGGAUUCUGCUUCUCCUGAGUACAUCCAGAAUAGGCUUCCAAACCAUCAUCUUGGUAGAAACAACCUUCUCCACAUUCAAAGUUUUUUUUUACAACAGUGUUUCCUAUAGUAUCUUCAGAGUAAGUUUCAUUUUCUUUAAUUAUUGUGGCCUCUGGUUCGCUGCUUUGCUUAGCUUCUUCCACUUUGUGAAGAUUGCCAAUUUUUCUUACCCCCUAUUCCUCAAGCUAAAAUGGAGAAUUUCUGAAUUAAUGCCCUGGCUUCUGUGGCUCUCGGUGUUUAUUUCAUUCAGCUCCAGCAUGUUCUUCUGCAAGGACACCUACAUUGUGUAUAACAACAAUUCUAUAAGUUUCAACAUCUCCAACUUCACAAUAAAAAGGUACUUCGUUGAGAUCAAUGUGGUCAGUGUUGCUUUUUUAUUCAGUUUGGGAAUCCUCCCUCCUCUGAUCAUGGACGUUGCAGCAGCCACUCUGCUGAUUUUCUCUCUCAGGAAACACACCCUGCACAUGAGAAACUGUGUCACUGGCUCCAGAGACCUCAGCACAGAGUCUCACAUGCGGGCCAUCAAAGAAACCAGCUGCUUUCUCUUACUCUACAUUUCAAAUGCAGCUGCUCUGUUUGUGUACUUGUCCAACAUAGUCAAUGCCAGUUUUUUCUGGAGUAUUUUGCUUAGAAUCAUCCUGCCUUCCUACCCAGCUGGCCACUCAGUUUUACUGAUUCAGAACAACCCUGGAUUAAGAAGAGCCUGGAAGCGGCUUCAGUCCCAAAUGCACCUGUACUUACAAAGUAGAUGA
Molecule: messenger RNA, 957 nt
Organism: Peromyscus californicus insignis
Lineage: Eukaryota; Metazoa; Chordata; Mammalia; Rodentia; Cricetidae
Gene: Tas2r39
Product: taste 2 receptor member 39
Exons: 1
Coding region: 1-957 (318 amino acids)
Biological process (GO): sensory perception of taste; G protein-coupled receptor signaling pathway; detection of chemical stimulus involved in sensory perception of bitter taste
Cellular component (GO): membrane
Molecular function (GO): G protein-coupled receptor activity; bitter taste receptor activity
Source: RefSeq, a predicted model, not a curated record